Molecule: messenger RNA, 2643 nt
Organism: Lasiodiplodia theobromae
Lineage: Eukaryota; Fungi; Ascomycota; Dothideomycetes; Botryosphaeriales; Botryosphaeriaceae
Product: Phospholipase
Exons: 3
Coding region: 1-2643 (880 amino acids)
Biological process (GO): cell motility; intracellular signal transduction; phosphatidic acid biosynthetic process
Molecular function (GO): D-type glycerophospholipase activity
Source: RefSeq, a predicted model, not a curated record
AUGACCUCCCCUGCACUGGAUGUAGGCAAGUCGCCGGCCGAGAAAGAUGCUGCGAAGCACGACGAGGAGUCGCACAAUCCCACCGGCAUCAAGGGGCAUCUCAAACACCCGUUCCCCGGCUUACGCGAGAAGCUCAAGAACACGCACCUGUACGACCUGAAAGUCGAGGCCACGCACCUCAAGCACAAACUCGGCAAGGUCGGCAACCUAAUCAAUCCCAAUCACCGCCAUGACGAGGAGCACGAGAAACGCACCGACGAGAAGCGCACGAAGAUCGCCGAGAGCCACCGUUUCCAGAGUUUUGCGCCGGAGCACGAUGGCAAUCUGAUCAAGUGGUAUGUCGACGGCCGCGACUAUUUCUGGGCUGUUUCCGUGGCUCUGGAGCGCGCAAAGGAGACCAUCUACAUUGAGGACUGGUGGCUGUCGCCCGAGCUAUUCCUUCGCCGCCCGCCCUACUACAAUCAGGAAUGGCGCCUCGACCAGGUGCUGAAGCGUCGCGCCGAGGCUGGUGUCAAGAUCUAUGUCAUUGUGUACAAGGAAGUCAACCAGGCUCUCACCUGCAACAGCGCGCACACCAAGCACGCCUUGCGGAACCUGUGCCCGGAGGGCUCGCCCGGCCAUGGCAACAUCCAUGUCAUGCGCCACCCCGACCACAACAUGUUCGAGAAUCUCGGCGACAUGACCUUUUACUGGGCUCAUCACGAGAAAUUCAUCGUCAUCGACUACAAUCUCGCUUUCAUUGGCGGUCUUGAUCUUUGCUUUGGUCGUUGGGACAACAAGCAGCAUCAGAUGGCGGACGUGCACCCCGGCGGUGUCCAGCACGAAAUCUUCCCCGGUCAGGACUUCAACAACAACCGCAUCAUGGAUUUCCAGUCUGUCGAGGAUUGGAAGUCGAAUGAGCUCUCCAAGGCCGACUAUGGCCGCAUGCCUUGGCACGACGUAGCCAUGGGCGUCAUUGGGCCUUGCGUCUAUGACAUUGCCGAGCACUUUAUCCUGCGGUGGAACUUCAUCAAGCGUGACAAGUACAAGCGCGACAAGCGCUUUGACUGGCUUACCCUUGAGGGCAGAGAGGGCGAGGACGAAGACUUGGUUGCUGUGCAGCGUCCCAAGUUCCCUGUCGGAGAAUAUAUCCACCAUCCGCUCAGUCCGCUCAAGACGAAGCCGCUGGACGGUACGCAAGGCACUGUGCACGCGCAGGUCGUCAGGAGCAGUGGCGAUUGGAGCAGUGGAAUUCUGGUGGAACACAGCAUCCAGAACGCGUACUGUGAGGUCAUCAGAAACGCCGAGCAUUUCGUGUAUAUUGAAAAUCAAUUCUUCAUUACCGCCACCGGAGAUCAACAAUCCCCGAUCCACAAUCAGAUUGGCAAGGCCAUAGUCGAUGCAUGCGUUAGGGCCGGUAAAGAAGGCAGAAAGUUCAGAGUCAUCAUCCUCAUUCCCGCCAUCCCUGGCUUCGCUGGAGAUCUUCGUAGCGACGCGGCCACAGGAACCCGGGCAAUUAUGGACUACCAGUUCAAAUCGAUCAACCGUGGAGAGAAUUCUAUCAUGGGUCAGAUCAAGAAAGCAGGCUAUGACCCCACUCAGUACAUAUUUGUCUUCAACCUCCGCUCGUUCGACCGCCUCAACACUACUCCUGCGAUGAAGAGGCAAGAAGAGCAAUCUGGAGUGAAAUAUCAGGAUGUUCAGCGUGCUCAGGCAGACGAGAUCAUGUCUAGCGGCGUUCACGGAACCAAGGGUGACUCCAGCAGUGAGGGCGGGUUCAACUCGGACAGCGAUGAUGAGGCGAAGAAAGAGGUUGCGGAACGUAGACGCCGCUUUGAGGCGGAAAGAGAGAAUGUUGGCUUGAUGAAGGAUGGCAAAGAGAACGUUCUCAGCGCUGACACGCUCGCACAUGCCGCCAUGAAGGAUGGAAAGAAGGUUUCCGAGGAGCCAUGGGACCCUGAGGAUCCGGAUUCGGAGAAGAACAACUUCGUUCAGGAGGAGCUGUACAUCCACGGAAAGCUCUUGAUCGUUGAUGACAGAAUUGUCAUUUGCGGAAGUUCCAACAUCAACGACCGCUCUCAGCUUGGCUACCACGACUCGGAACUCAGUAUCGUCAUGGAGGAUACGGACAAGAUUGACUCUAUGAUGGAUGGUAAACCCUACCAGGCUGGACGUCACGCGGCAACGCUUCGCCGCAUGCUCUGGCGCGAGCAUCUGGGUCUUCUUGAGGCCCAGGAGUUUGACGCCUCUAACGACCCUAACGCGCAGCCUCCGGGAGACUGCCCCAAUGACAUCAAGGAUGAUGACCCGAGCUACGAAUUCGUGGCCGAUCCCCUCAGUGACUCGGUCUGGGAUAUGUGGACUGGAAGGGCAUCCCACAACACGGAAAUCUUCCGCGACCUCUUCCAUGCCGACCCUGAUGAUAACAUCAAAACUUUCGACGACUACGCCAGAUUCCUGCCGCCGAUGGAUCCAGCAAAACCUGACAUGGCUCACAAGCAGGGUCAUAUCUUUGAUCUUCAUCGUCGGACUGGUGAUAUCAAGAAGACUCUUGAUGAGAUCAAGGGUCACCUGGUCUGGAUGCCUCUAGACUUCCUGAAGGACGCUGAAAUGGCCGAGAAGGGUCUGCAAGUCAAUGCAUACACCGAAAGUAUCUACACGUAA